AUAAUCUCAGUCGGGCAGCACAGUGCGAUCAUCUCUCAGUACGUUUAAGAAGAUACAUUGUGUAAGAAGUGAAUUUUCCGACAUAUUUACAAAUAAAAAGAUAGAAGAAAAAUUGAUCUUAUUGAGUGUUCGUAACUUAAAACCAAUGUAGGAAUUUUCUCUUCGUUAAAAACAGCAUCUGGACCUCACAAUAAUAAUCGAGUUAUUAAUCUUAAUGAAAUUUGUUAGGUGAAAACCGGUGAAAGACGAAACGCACUGGAAAGCACUAACAUACUCACUCAUACGGAAUUAAUAAACCUAUUGCGUUCGUGUCCUCGAUUGUCGAACCGUACAGUUUGAGUUUAUUUUCGAAUAUCAAAGUGCGUGAGACGGAAUCACUUUGACACGUGCCUGUAAAAGAAUUUCAAUUCUUAUUUUUUGUCGGUGAUUGAAAUAAAAUUAGAUGGAAAUGUCAACGCAAAUUUGUGCUGUUUGUUCAGUUGAAAGCAAACUGAAGUGCUCUAAUUGUGCCAAUGUAUUUUAUUGUUCGGCUGCUCAUCAGAAAGAUAACUGGAAGGCCCACAAGAAAUCGUGCUAUCCAAUACAGAUACAAACCAGCGACAUAUUUGGUCGUUAUCUCGUUGCGAGCCGAGAUAUUAAACCUGGUGAAAUCGUUUUGAAGGAGUCACCGUUAAUAAGUGGACCAUCGCAAAUUACGCCACCGGUAUGUGUCGGUUGUCUGCAAGGUCUCAGUCCAGAAUUGAAAGAAGAGUGUGAACGUUGCGGUUGGCCAAUUUGCUCAAAGACUUGUCAGCAAACAAUUGAUCACAGAAACGAAUGUGAUUUAACUGUAGCCCGAGGCAGUAAAAUUUCGUUGAAGCAAUUUUUUUCUCCACAUCCUACUUAUCAAUGUGUAACAACGAUACGUUGUUUAAUGUUAAAAGAAACUGCCCCCGAGACGUGGGAUAAGCUGAUGCAACUGGAAUCGCACUGUGAAGAAAGACGUGGCUCGGUUCUGUGGCUCAACGAUCGGGAAGGUGUUGCGAAAUUUAUUCAAAGAUUUUUUAAGUGCGAUAGAUGGUCUGAAGAAGAAAUAUUGAAGGUGGCGGGCAUUGUUCAAAUUAACGGACAUGAAAUUCCUUUGACUGAACCACCGCAUGUCUCAAUUUACUCUUAUGCAUCGUUUUUGGAGCACUCGUGCAGUGCUAAUUUAACGAAAACGUUUAACACAAAAGGAGAUAUAAUACUCUGGACGGUCGGCCACAUUAAAAAGGGUGAACAUUUAAGCAUUUGUUACACUGACAUUUUAUGGGGAACUGCAAGCCGUCAGCACCAUUUGUUACAAACGAAACUGUUCAAAUGUGUUUGUGCACGAUGUAGUGAUGUUACAGAACUAGGUACAAACUACAGCGCAAUUAAAUGCAAUUCGAAGAAUGAACCUUGCGAUGGAUUGCUACUUCCAGAGAGUCUAGCGAAAUGGGAAGAUAGUUGGAGAUGUAAUAAGUGCAGUCACAUUGCCGAAUAUAAGUACGUUGCUAAUAUCGUUGAACGAGCCGGAAAGGACCUUAAUGCUAUGGAAAAAGGAAAGGAAGAGCAUUGUAUCAAAUACAUUGAACAUUAUGGUCAAUGGCUGCCUCCUCACCACUUUUACAUGUGUGACGUUAAAAUUGCUCUAACACAAAUUAUUGGAGCCGGUGGUCCAGAAGCUUUACAGGGCGUACCGGAAGAAAUGUUGCUGCUAAAGAUUCAGUUAUGCCAAGAGCUCUUGAAAAUUUAUCAAACUGUCGCUUCAGCCGAGACCAGACAUUUAGGCGCUUUACAUUUCGAAUUGCACGCUGGUCUUGCCGAAUGGGGACGUCGUGGUGUCCAGCAGUUGAAUAAUAGUUUCAAAGGAGCAUUCGAAGAGUCGUUGUUCAAUGCGGAAGAAGCGAUCCGUCUGCUGGACAAAGAGCCAAAUAUUUUACCCGAAGGUAAAAUUUGUGAGCAAGCGAAAGUUAAUGCUGAAUCGUUGAAGGUUUUAUUGGGUACGACGACUGCAUCUAUGGAUUUGUGAUUUUAGUUGGUUAUGUAAUCAAAACGGUACCGUAGAUUUAGAUGUUUUUUGUGAAAUGAAUUAGAUCAUUAAAUGGACCGUAGAUUCGAUUGUCUUGCCGAGAUGUCUAUGAAAAAGAAUUUGUUGGAUAUA
Molecule: messenger RNA, 2164 nt
Organism: Bradysia coprophila
Lineage: Eukaryota; Metazoa; Arthropoda; Insecta; Diptera; Sciaridae
Gene: SmydA-1
Product: SET and MYND domain containing, arthropod-specific, member 1
Molecular function (GO): protein binding
Source: RefSeq, a predicted model, not a curated record